CAGCUGCGCAACAGGGCGCAUCACUCCAUCAGUCGCGCGACCCACAAAGAACUGAGGCGGCGCAAGGCAGCCGCUAGACCAACCUUGUAUACAGUACAGAGCCCAUAGAAUGCCUUACUAGUGGUAUCCGGUUUGUCAGGGUGAAGCAGAAUGUCAUCGGGCGAAUCCCCGCCUCCGCAGAAAGCCACAUCGCCGUUCAGUUUGUUCAGGCCUGCAUCAUGGACGAAAGGCAGUGGCAAGAAGGUCAAGCAGGCCAAGCUGGGAGAGGAGAACAACAUGUACUACCACCCGGAGCUGAAGCGCUGGGUUGAGCGGGGUAAGGAGGAUGAGGCCGCCGCGGAGGCAGCGGGCCCGCCUCCGCCGCCCGUUGCGCCUUCUGGGGCCAGUAUGAGCUCUACUCCUCUCACCAAGCGCUCCAUCUCCCAGCGCUACGUCCUGCAAUCCAACCUGUCCGUGUCAUCUUCCAUGAAUUCGUUGGCGGGCUCGCUCUCCCAGACCGACCUGGCGGGCAUGGCCGGAGCCGGUGCAGACGGAACCAGCUUCUCUCGCAGCCCCAGUGGCUUCAACAGCACUGCGCCCUCACCGCCCAUCUCCAGUAGCAGCCUGCCGCCGGGCUUGUUCGUGCCCGCGCCGCCGACGCGCUCGCCGUCGACGCCCAGUGGCUUUUUCAUUCCUUCUCCGCAGCCAGAGUCGCCUGCGGAGGCAACGGAGGCUGGUGCGCAGGAGCAGCAGCAGGAGGGCCAGGGCGGGUACGGCGGCGCUUCGGAGCGUCAGGGCAAGGAGGCGGAGGAGCGCGCCGGCACGGCGGGCAGUGGCAAGGGGCAGGUGCGGCUGCGCGCCUCCGCCAACGGUGGCAGCGCGCACGGUGUAAAGCCCAACGGUGGCCCGCACGAUGCCGAGGAGCCAGUGGCGAAUGGCGUGGCGAAUGGCGAAGCGGACGACGCUGACGCCGCCGCCGCCGCCGCCGGACGCACGGAUUCGGCUAUGAGCACUAGCGCGGAGGUCUCCCUCGGCGCGGGCCUGGCAUCGUCGUUGGUGUUACGCGCAGCCAGUGGCGAGUCCGCCUCAAUCCAGGGCAGUGCCCAGGUCGGCGAGCGGUCCUUUGGCAACUCGCUCUCCUUCUCUGACGCUCUGCGCGUGGACAGCCAGCAGCUGGAUUCCCCCAAUGGCGUUGUGGGUCCGCGGCCGCUGCCGGAGCCCGAAGCUGAAGCUGACGGCGGCCUGCCCGUACCGCACGGCUUCGAGCCGGGCCUGCGUUCUGUGGAGCACGGCCACUCGGACGGCGGCGCGGCGGUGUCGUUGUACAACGGCAUUGCGCCCGGGGCCGAGGGCGAGGCGGAAGCGGAUGGCCAAGCGCUGCCGGCGCUUCAAUCGCUAGACGAAGCACAGUCCGCCGAGCACGAGGCGGGGGCGGCGGCUGAGGCGGAACAGCAGCUGCAAACGGACGGCGGCAGCAGCGGCGGCGCGGUGGCGAUGGCGGUGGACGGGUAUGCCAUCCAGGAGGCCGCUGCCGCCACCUCCACCGAUCCUGCUGACGCCGCGUCCGCGGCGCCUGCCUCUGCCUCUGCCGGCGAUGCCGCCUCUCAGUACUACUACCAGCAGUACGCCUACCUGUACCAGUACGCGCUGAGUCAGGGGUACGCCGAGGCGGAUGCAGUGACGUACGCGCAGUACUAUGCGACGCAGUACGCGCAGCAGUACACGCAGCAGGCGCCGGCGGGGCAGCUGGGCGAGGGCGAGGGCCAGCAAGAGCAGCAGGAGCAGCAACAGGAGGUGGCCAUUGGGCUGCAGGUGGUGAGCGGCGGCGAUGCGGAGGGCGGUGAGGGGCAGGAGGCAGCUGCGGACGGGUCCGGCUGGGAGGUGGAGCUUCCUGAGCUUGCCGUGGAGUCCGCAAUGGCCGUCGAGGAGCCCGAGCCCGAGGCGCCGCAACAGCAGGAUCAGAAGCAGGAAGAGCAAGUGCAGCAGGUGGCUAUGGAGGUGGAGCAGGCUUACGCGCCUGAGACGGUUGCCACGGCUGUGGCGCCGGGCCAGCAGCAGCAGGAGGAGCAGGACGAGCAGCCGAUGGUGUUUACCCCCGCGCCGCUGCCUGAGGACCUGACCGCUGCCGCCUGCGCCGCGGCGCAGCACCACCAGUCGGCGGUCACUGCCGCCGUUGCCGCUGCCGCCGCCGCCGCGACUGCCGCUGCCGCAAGUCAGCCCGCGCAGUCGGAGGCGGCCCAGCGCGGCGCGCCUGCUUCCGCCACAGUAAGCGCACCUCACGUUGCGGCGGCGUCAGCUGGCGUUUCCACGGCGCCGCAGGUGCAGCUGCUGGGUCGGCUGGGCAAGCUUGCCUCCUCCGCCGUCACCUCGCUCGGCGCCUCCGCGGCCGCGGCCGCCGCGGCGGUGGCUGCCCCCAGCGCCCCAUCUUCGGCGCUGUCGCUCUCUGCCCUAGGCCUGGUGGGAUCUUUUUGCGAGCUGAGCUCUGACGACUUCGACUGCAUCAUGCACCCCGGGGACCCCGCCAAGCUGGACGGCCCGCUGCCGUGGGAGCUGCCCGAGCACCUGCGCCACGGCGCCACCGGCCGCAAGCUGCUGGCGCUGUGCUCCAACUGGCAGCGCGAGAACCCGGGCAAGCACUACACGCCGGCGCUGCUGCAGCAGCUGCUAGAGGCGCAGGAGGAGGACACCGCGACGGCGCCUGCCGAGGGUACGGAGGUGGAGACGGCUGGUGCGGCGGCUGAGGGCGGCGCAGCGGAGGCCAUGCAGGUGACGGAUGCGGUUGAGCCGCCCGUUGCCCAGCCGGCUGAACCCGCAGCCGCUGAGCCUGAGGCCGGCGAUGGCCUGUCCUCCUACGAGCGCGCGUGCCGACUCUCACAGUUUGGCCUGCCGGCGACGGAGCUGCUGCAGCCACACAAGCCGGUCACGCCCACGGCUGGAGCAUUCGAGCCUGUACCUGCGACUCAGUCCACGCCAGCGGCUGCACCGGUCCAGGAGAAGGCCGUGGCUGUGGCCGCGGCCGCUGCGUCGGCAGCCCCCGAGGUGCAGGAGCUGGAGUCUGCAGUGGAGGUGGGAGCGCCGGCUGCGGAGCAGCCGGAGCCCGCGGCUCAGCCGCAGCCGCAGCCUGAUGCUUCGACUGUGGCAGAGCAGGAGCAGGAGGCGCGCACUCCGCCUCGGCACCUGCAACUGGAGAACCUGUUGGCCGAGGCCCACCACCACCAUCACCACUACGCGCAGACACCUGGCGGCACCGAGCUCGCCACUCCCAGCACCGCUCGCUCCGACGACCCCUUCUCCGGCACCGAGCACCUGCCGCGCUCCUACUACACGCAGCGCCAGCAGCACCACGAGCAGCAGCAGCAGCAGCAGCAGGACGAGCAGGAAGAGUUGGUAGCAGGAUCCAGCGUGGAGGCAUCGCCGCACCGCGUGUACGCGGGCGCAGCGGCGCUGGGCCUAGAGGAGAUGAGCGAGGAGGAGAGGGAGGUGGAGGAGGUCGCCUCGCCUCGCGCGGUGCCCGUGCAGCUGGCGGCGCUUGGCGAGGAGGAGGCUGCGGACUUCUUUGCUCACCUGGGAGAGGAGCCGGCGGCUGAAGUGCAGCCGGAGCUUUCAACCGCUGCUGCUGUGGAGGCGGAGGCUGCGGAGGAGCCCGCUGCUGCUGCUGCCUCUACGCCGGCUUAUGUAGUGGAGGAGCCAGAGUACGUUGUUGAGGAGCCGGCGGCUGACGUUAUUGAGGAGCCGGCGGUGGAGGCCGCUGAGCCCGUGGCACCCGCCGCCGCUGCGGCCGCCGCCGCCGCCAUUGAUUCGGUGGUGGCGGCGCUGGAGCAGCUGCGCAGCAGUGCUGCUGCCACCGCCGACGGCGAGGGCGAGUCGGCUGAGGGGCGCACCGCGUUGCUGCAGCAGAUCCACGCCUCGCUGGCCAGCGCCACCGCGGCGCUGGCAGGCAUGGGCGUCGACAUCAGCGCGCUAGCGGCCCUCGCCGGCGCUGCCGUCAACGCCAACGGCGGGCUCAUCAACGCCGCGACCCCUGACUUCACCCCCGGCCCGGGGCACAAGCGUCAGCGCAAGGAGGCAAGCCCCUCCACUCCCACGCGCCCCGCCGUUGCCAGUGCGACUGCCGGCGUCAACGGCGUUACGGACGCGGUGGAUACGCCACUGCUUGCGCCGGGCCCUUCGCUGGGACUGGAUGGGAGCGGCGUGCCUGCUGCCGCCGUCGAGCGCUUCCAGCAACUCGGCCGCGCGCUGUCCGACGCGUCCGCCGAGCCUACUGGCCAGCCGUUGCAGCUGCAGCUGCUUUUGCAGCAGCCGCAGCAGCCGGCUGUGAUUGUGUCGCUGAAUGUGGUAGCGGCGCCCGAGGUGGAUGUGUCGGCAUUGGAGGCGCGUGUGCGGGGCGAGGAGCGGCAGGCCUGGGAGUCCCAGCUGGCGGCGGUGGUGGACUCGGAGCGGGACGGGGCGUCGCUGGUGAUUGCGUCGGUGGAGCAGCAGCGCGACGAGCUGCAGUCCCGGCUGGGCGGUGCGGAGGCAGCGCUGGCGGAGGCGGAGGCGGGCCGCAGUGACCUGGUGGCGCAGCUUGAGGCGGAGGCGGCGGCGCGGCGAGGGCUGGAGGAGCGCGUUGCAGGCGCCGAGGCCGCGGCCGAGGAGGCGCGGCGUGCAGCGGCAGAGGCUCGCGCGGAGGCGGAGGCGGCGCGUGCUGCUGCCGCUGUUGCGGAGGCCGAGCGCGACGCCCUGUCGGUUGAACUUGCGGCUGAACGGACGGAGCGCGCAAGCCUGGCAGCGGCGCUGACGGCUGCUCGCGAGGAGAGCUCUUCUCUGCGCUCUCGUUACGAGGCCCGUUUCGCGGCUCUGAGCUCUGAGCUUGAGGCCACUCGCGGCUCGCUGUGUGAUCUGCAGUCGGAACAUGACGAGCUGCUGCUGUGCCUGGGCCAAGAGAGCACCAAGGUGGAGGCGUUGGCGGGCGCGGUGCGGGAGGCGGGCGGCGACCCGGAGCCCAUCAUUGAGGCCAUCGAGGCCGAGUAUGAGACCAUGGGCCUGGGCGGAGGCGGCGGCUCGGGUGCGGAUAGCGAGGCGGCAGACGUCGGCGCUGGGGAGGAGCAGGAGGCAGCUGCCCAGGAGGUUGCGGCUGCUGAGGCAGCUCUGCUGGGCGGCGGCGAGGGCUGGGACUGUGCCGAGCUGGAGCUGGAGGGCGCGGCCGCGCCGGCGGCGGACGGUGUCGCUGCCGCUGAUGCCGCUGAUGCGCCAGUGGCCAUGGAGCCAGAGCUGGUGGAGCUGGUGGAGGAGGUGCAGGGUGAGGCCGCCGCGACUGAGCAGCAGGCGCGCGAGCAGGAGCAGCAGCAGGAGCAGCAGCAGGCGUGGGAGCAGGAGCACCUGCAGGAGCAGCAGCAGGGGCAGCAGCAGGCGUGGGAGCAGGAGCAGCAGCCCGAGGAGCAGCAGCAGGGGCAGCAGCCCGAGGAGCUGUGCUCUGAGCAGCUGCAUGCGUUGUCGCCCCGUCACGCGGUGGACUUGGUGCUGCACGAGCUGGUGUCGGAGGUGGAGGAGGAGCAGCUCAACGCCGCAGCCGCAGCCGCUGUGGCCGAGCUGGCGGUGGCGGUGGCCGAGUCUGUGGAGGCACAGGAUCAGGCACAGCAGGAGGUGGCGGCGCCGGUAGAGGUGGAGGUGGAGGCGGCGGUGUGUGAGGCGGACGCUGACGCGCUGAUGAUGGCGCUGGACGGCGGCGACGGCGGCUGGAAUGCGGAGGACCUUGGGAUUGAGGUGGCCGCGGGAGUGUAGGCUACGUAGUUUGCAGACGGCGUGGAAGCAGGGCCGCACGCGGGAGCUGUGCCGGGCUGCGCGCAGUCGGAGCGGUAGUGUUUGCAAUCAAGAUUUUGUGGCAGGAGGAAUGUCUAUAUAGAGGACGUGGAACACGGCAGCGCGACUCAAGUCCCGUUUUGUAAGUGGCGGCGUAGGUGCUUGCGGCCGCUGGGACAGUAGGGCGCACCAAGGCUGCGUCGCAGGCUUUUCGGACAUCCUAGCACGGGCAAGGUAACGGUAUUGCUAUGCUAGAUGUGCUCACAGCAGCGGCAGGGCAUGUGCAAACACUUUCAUCCACAAGUUUUGACGAGACCGGUGUUUCGAGAUACCGUACGUAGAUUGUGCCUGGGAUGAGUGCAAGAUGCUGGCACAGACCUGCCAGGUGGCUUGUGCGGCUGUAGACUUAGACUGCUUUGGGCGAUGGAGGUGAGUCGGUGACAAUGGCGGGCCGUUGGACGGGCAAAUGGUGUGCCGCCGUGGCGAAGGCGACGCAAACACACGGUGGCAAUGACACAUGCAUACAUGAUUGCAUUGUAAGGACGAUGAGGU
Chlamydomonas reinhardtii is the source of this 6309-nucleotide messenger RNA. RefSeq lists its product as uncharacterized. The coding region runs from base 151 to 5739 and encodes 1862 amino acids. The record is from RefSeq and is a predicted model, not a curated record. Gene Ontology annotation, cellular component: ER to Golgi transport vesicle membrane; endoplasmic reticulum exit site. Gene Ontology annotation, biological process: COPII vesicle coat assembly; Golgi organization; autophagy. NCBI's taxonomy places the organism in Eukaryota, Viridiplantae, Chlorophyta, Chlorophyceae, Chlamydomonadales, Chlamydomonadaceae. The transcript is spliced from 4 exons.